AUGAGCUCCCGGCCUUAUACCGGCAGAUUGUGCCCUAAUCUUGAGGAUGUCACGCACCGCUUGAACGAGCCGGGCGCCGGAUCCGUAGACAGUGGCUACGGCUCCCUCGGCUCAGUGGUGGCCCCAGAAACCAUCGAAGAGACCGACCUUAAACUCAAGAGGGCCGUCCCCAAACUCAGUCUGAUCGACGGCGCGCUCAAGGUGAUCGAGGACAAGUACUAUUGGAUUGAUCCAACGCAACUCCCCAGCCACACAGCCAACGAAAAGGUCUGGAAGGCGUGGGCCUUGACUCAGCCUUGUGCGCCUGGCCCCAAUCCCUCUGAUCCUGAUGCCCCCAUCGGCCAGGGGGAUCUGGACCGGAUUGACCUUCUCUGUGAAUCAGCUCUGAACGCACUCGAAAAGGUCCGAGAUCCCCAGUCUUUCUUCUGCGACUCCUUGGUCCACUCUGAUGAGAUGGGUCGGGACGAGGCGAUCACCCUGAUCAAGCAGGCUAUGAUGGACACCCUGGACCGGCUGGGAAUCAGCCAUGAAAGCUUGGAGGGUGCGAGUAAAGCGGGAAGAUACGGGACGGGGCUGUGGCACAUCAAUCAGACGAGAGCGGUCGGGGGCCAGUGGCUCAGAUACGACGAUCCAUCGGCCGCAAUCGACAGCGUGAAGCUGUCCUUGAAGGCCCUGCAAGCUCUCAGCCGAGACAGAGAGCCGAAAUACGCCAUGGACGCGACGUGGAGUGGGGAAUUGGGCGGUAGUCGAUGGACCCUCUUGGAACGGAUCUUGGAAGCGAGAGCCAUCGUGCAUGAUAUCGAGCGGGGCGGAAUGGAGGGCGAUGUGGCUGGAGGGCGUAGCACCGGCGGUCCGGCGCUCGAGCGAAGCAUGACCUCCUCAAACCGCGAAGAGGACAAAGAUAUCCUCGCAGGAGUCGGUGGCGGAAGUGAGCUCGGGCCAAUGGUGGGUACCGCAGAUCACUUGUACAAUGACUUCAUGGGGUUUGAGCCCCCGCCGACGUCUUGA
Messenger RNA from Dioszegia hungarica, 1008 nucleotides. RefSeq lists its product as uncharacterized. The coding region runs from base 1 to 1008 and encodes 335 amino acids. Lineage: Eukaryota; Fungi; Basidiomycota; Tremellomycetes; Tremellales; Bulleribasidiaceae. The transcript has a single exon. The record is from RefSeq and is a predicted model, not a curated record.